CUUAUAACGGUGUGUGACUGUGUCUGUGGAUCCAUUAAGCGUCGAGGUGGAGAACGCAACUCACUUUCUACAGCCUUGGCCUUCUGACAGUUAUUGCGUCUUUGAAGGAAGACCGUCACAAAAAGACAACUCACAACUUCCAGUCAUGGGUACGGAACAAAGCAAGCAAGAAUCAUACUCUACUCCUACUCCUACUUGUCCUCCUCCUACUUAUACUCCUCCUCCUGAUCCUUUGCUUCCAGAAAACUGGAGACCCAUUGACUUUGAUGCAUCAAAAAAGACAAAGCUUUUAGAGAAGGUGACAAAUUUUGAGAUUACCCACCCAGAGGUUCGUCAGUUGCACAUACUUGUUCAUGGCCCGGUUGGAGUGGGGAAGUCCAGUUUCAUCAGCUCCAUUGCAAGUGUCUUUAAGGGUCGCAUGGUUCAAGCAUCUCUGGCUGAUUCUACUGGUGGUACAAGCUUCACCAAGAAGUUCCACACAAUAAAAUUCAGAAAUAAUGGCAAGAAGAUCCUGCCUUUUGUCAUCAGUGACAUCAUGGGACUGGAGGAUGACGAGGCAACUGGGGCUUGUACUGAUGAUCUUGUGAUGGCUCUAGAAGGUCAUCUCAAAAGUGGAUACUGUUUUGACCCUGUAGGCUCUGUGCAAAAAGAAGACCACUUCUACAACAGCUGUCCGACCCUGAACGAUAAAGUCCACUGCCUGGUCAGUCUCCUACCUGGAGACAAAAUCGGCCUGAUGCAAAAUGCACAGGUCCAAUCUGUCAUCCGAAAAAUGCGGGAAAUCAGAGAGAAAGCCUCUGAACUGGGAAUCCCUCAAGUUAUUGUCAUGACAAUGGUGGAUAAAGCCUGUCCUCAAGUCAACAAAGACAUGAAGAUGAUCUACAGGAGCAAGAAGAUCAAAGAAAAGAUGCUGGAGUGCGAAAGCAAACUGGGUGUCCCCAUGAACUACAUUUACCCAGUGAAGAACUACCAUGAGGAAAUUGAGCUGCGCAAUGAUCUUGAUAUUCUGCUUCUCUCCGCUCUCAAAGGCAUCCUCAACUUUGCCAACGACCACGUGGAACAAAUAGAUGACUGAAACCAGAACAUGUGUAAACAGUGCAUCUGCAGUAUUUUGCAGUACAUUAUUUGUAUUUUUUGCAGUAAGUCUACUGUACAUCUACAGUAGUAGGUCAACCAGGUCAUUCAUGGGACACACCAGGAGUGUAGGCUGAAUUCCUACAAGAGGUUGUGAGGACUGUCAUUACAUUUUCCGUGUUGACUUAGUGUAGUGAAGACCCCUUGACAGUUUGUCCCGCAUAAUCAAGUGUGCUCGAAGAAAAAAAAAGUCUAUCUAUUCCUGAGACUUAGGCAGUCACACAGUAUUUCCAAGACCCACCUGCAUCAAAGCAAGUCAGAGGUGGGAUAUAACUUCGUUCCAUGCUACUUUUUAACACCUUGUCCUAGCAGCAAACCGACCGAUUCUUCCUUGUUAUGCGUUCUAUAGACCCCUUUAGAGUUUGUAAACAGGUAUGACAUAAUUUGGCUGCGUGCGCACCACUGCCUCAAAACCGUCCAUGCUCAGAUAUGCAGUGGGCACCACGGACACGGGUUUUCCUGGCGAUGUCAUCAGUCCAGUCAAUAGUUUAAUGUCUUGUAACAACAAACAUCUCCUAUGCUUCUGGAACAGUCUCUUCCCUCUCAAAAUAGCAUAGCAAGUGUACUUUUCAGAAUCUCUAUUUUUUUUAUCAACGUACACGCUUCAGAACGGCAGUUUUUCUCUCUUUAGUGUCUGCACUGUCACCCAGUAUUACAUACAGAAUAACCACUCCCGAUUUCACCCAUGCCUGCAGUUCUCCUAGCAGUCUCCCUCUAGAGUGCAGUACCACCCAGAAAAGUGGAGUCUCUCGUAAUAUCCUUACAAUAUCUCUGGUGUGUUUGAGUCAACGAUGCGCACACAUGAGGACGUCGACUCUGAAUGGGUCUAUUUGAAAGCUAACCGCGAGUAGCGGCAGUUCUCAAUACCGAUGCGAUGCGCACAUCGCAACGCGAGUGUAGGCUGACUUUUUGUCCAGUUGGGAGAAUCCAACAACACUGUGCCACCAUAGAUCAAUGUGAAAACAGACACUAGUCCAUGACUUUUGCAACAGAAUGCAUCAGUGAAGCAGAAAUUCAGUUAGUUAUUGGUUUAUUGCGAAAUGCAAGUAGUUUCCCUUCACAUGCUGAGAUUCACGGUAGAGGACUAUAUAUAUUUCAACAUCACGGUGCCACCCUGCAUACAUUACGAACCCCCCUGGCAUUUGUAAAAGAAUGUAGCCUAGAUAAGAGCAGGAAUUGUCAGCUAAGAAUACUUAAUCUCACUGUAUUUAUAUAGUGACAAUAAAGCACUCUAGUCUACUGCUCUCUACUCUAUCAAGAUGUUGAAGUGUUUCCCCAAAUGCUGUGAUGUUGUAGCUUGCUAAAAUUAUGCUACUAUUGUAAAAUGUACAGUAUUGUAAUGUAUUGUAAAAUCAUAUUUCAUUGUUUUUCACGCUGUAGGCCUACAUGCUACUUUUAAAACAUACACUGUGUUGGAUUUUGGACAGGACUGGCCUCACAUGCGGAUUGUUGUGAAAAGCAGAACUCCACACUGUCCUGUUGACUCUCUGUUGGCCUAUAUAAAAAUUCGCGAAUAUGGGAAUUUUCCUGAUUUUUGGUAGCUCAAAGUUAACAGGUAUGUUCUAGUCCAGCCAGGAGCAAUACAAAUAUAAUUUCUGAGCUCCUUUGGGAACUCCACCCAGGUUGUCAGGAAGCAAACAACUUUGAGCAGCUCCAACAGCCCUGAGAAGAUGUGUGUUGAAGGCAGUGAUGUAGUUUAAGCAGAGACGUUCUAUUGGGGCUGAGAAAUCUUCAGCACAGCCUUUUCUGGCCUCGACCAGUAGCAAACCAUGGGAGGCGGGUCAUUCAUGCCGUUUGGGAAACAUUAAUGGUUAUGCUCAAGGUCAGGCCAAGUCUCGAAGAGAUUAAGAGACAAUGACUAGAAAAUGACUACACAGUCACACUCAAAAAUGACAUCCAUAUGUUCACUUUGUUGUCUUUGUCAUUGUUGUCCUUUGAUUUGUUCAACAUCAUCAACCAGCAUCACAAUAUCUUCUUGUUCUAUCUAUCUUGUUAAUAAAACCUGCUUGUCUGAA
Messenger RNA from Engraulis encrasicolus (European anchovy), 3149 nucleotides. RefSeq names its product interferon-induced protein 44-like. Gene Ontology annotation, biological process: immune response. The record is from RefSeq and is a predicted model, not a curated record. Bases 146 to 1075 code for a protein of 309 amino acids. The transcript has 9 exons. NCBI's taxonomy places the organism in Eukaryota, Metazoa, Chordata, Actinopteri, Clupeiformes, Engraulidae.